Molecule: messenger RNA, 2169 nt
Organism: Acanthamoeba castellanii str. Neff
Lineage: Eukaryota; Discosea; Longamoebia; Acanthamoebidae
Product: leucine rich repeat domain containing protein
Exons: 11
Coding region: 1-2169 (722 amino acids)
Molecular function (GO): protein binding
Source: RefSeq, a predicted model, not a curated record
AUGGACGGAAAACAGUUUUUGAUCGAGAUGGAAGCAAGCGAGGUCGAGAGCCAGCUUGAAUCGGCCCUGCCUCGGGAGCUGGUGCUUGGAGAACCCUUUCUACUUCUUCACAUCCUUUCCUUCCUGCCCGCUGCUGACUUGGGCCGAGCUACUCUGGUCUGCCGCCACUUCUACGCAGUCGGCGCACAAGAUGGCGAUUACUUGUGGCGCAAUCUGCUUGCCCAAGACCGCAAGCUUGAGGAUUGGCGCGAUGUGCGGCGCAAGGAGACUGCCCGAGCAUACGUCACCAACGAUCGGCUAUUUGCCAGGGCCUGGCAGAGUGGAGAUCUGCAAGUGGUGACGCUGUCUGGCCACAAGAUUUGCAAGCUUGAGAGUUGCGGGCCGUUCCUUAUUGGGUUCAAGAUGGUGGAGCGCACUUCACCCGAGAUCAUGGUAUGGGACUUCUUUCGCGAGCGCCAAGGUCCAGUGGCGCCUUUGGGCCUGCCUGGCGGCAGCCGCUUGCAGUUCGUCGGCUCCCCGGUGCCGCUGCACAUCAUCCCUUCGCUCAACCCUCCCGUCCACCUCCGAGUUGAAAGGAGAAGGGACGACAUGGAAGCCGAUGACGUCGAAUCGGAGGUGCAGCACUUGGUAGUGGGCACUUUCCACACCAACCUCUAUCACUCGCUCCGAAACGACUGGCCCACCACGCCCAUCGCUCUUACCCGCAGCAAUACGUCGUACCAGCCGUAUGAAGGAGAGGAAGACAAGCACAUCGUGGAGCCGUAUCCGCUAGAGACCAACAAGGUUGUGCUCAACAGCUGUCAGUUCACCGAGUUCCCCUCGGGUAAUGCUGCCCCGAGCCGAACGGCCAAGCUUGUGGCAACACUUCCUCGCCACAGCAGAUGGACUUCAAAGCCCGUCUUGCACCACCUCGACCUCAGGUUCAACAAAAUCACUGCGAUCCCGGACUCAGUGUUUCAACGGCUGUCGAACAUCCGCGUUUUGAUCUUGUCGAACAACCGCUUCGCGUCCUAUCCUACUGCAAUCACUCACCUCAAGGAUACGCUCGAGUUCUUGGAUAUUGGCGACAACAACAUCCCGAUUAUUCCUCCGGUCAUCGCCGCGCUUACAAACCUGACCUUCUUGCGGCUCUCCAAGAACCCCAUCAAUGAGUCCCCUUUGCCCGAUCAACUUGGUUUGCUGACAAAGCUCCAGAACCUGCGGUUGUACAAAACGGGCAUCAGCGAAGUGCCGCGAUGUGUGACUCGCUUGGUCAACCUGAUGGAACUCGACUUUGGCGAAUGCAAUCUGCGGGAGCUGCCCGAAGGUAUCACCGCGCUGACGAAGCUGAGGAUCCUGCGACUCGACAAUAACAAGCUCAAUCACCUGCCGGAGCACCUGUUCGACGCGUUGGACCUUACCGAGCUCACAAGCGCCGACAACCUCGGUAUCAGCACCGCUGGCGUCGAAGAGAGAAUGCGCGACGCUGUGAAGCGGCACUCCGAGGAGCGGGUUGAUAGAGAAAUCAAAGGCGAGUUUGACUAUAGCGACGAGAGCAACUACUACCAAGGCAUCCGCGUGUACGACCUCGCUACCGGAGCCGCCUUGCGCACGUUUGGACGACGCGGAGACUAUUUGUACCAUGUCACGCGACAGCUCCCCUGCUACGUCACACCCACACCCGCCAAUGCAGGACCGCCGCCCCUUCCUGCGGCACAACUGGUCUUCAAUCGGAGCUCAUCCUCUACGUCCCUGUCGUCAAGCGGUGACGGAGGCCAGCGCCCUUCGGCCCUCCUAGCAACAACGGGCUCGAUCGAAGGCGGCGCCACGUUCUGGGACGCGCUGCAGGGCCGGGCUUUGCACAUGUUCACCCCGCACACUCCACCAGAGUCGGAUACAGACGAGGAGCCACAGCUGCAGAGCCACUCGCCCAAGAUUCCUCCGCUCAUUCUCACCUUCAACAUCGACGAGCUGCUCAUCCUCUACGACCAAACCACCUUUUCUGUGUACGACCUGGCGACAAGCACCAUGCUGCACGAAAGAGUCUGUGUUGUCGAGACCCCUGCGGAUACCGAACAGACGAGCACUACCGCCAGGCAGCUCAUCAAGACCAUGCGAGCCCUGGACGGCGUCAUCUUUGUUCAUCUCAAAAACCCCAAUCGGUUCAGCCUCCUCUUCUUACCGCCGUGA